Messenger RNA from Dentiscutata erythropus, 663 nucleotides. NCBI's taxonomy places the organism in Eukaryota, Fungi, Glomeromycota, Glomeromycetes, Diversisporales, Gigasporaceae. The record is from the annotation of a GenBank genome assembly.
AUGGAAACCAAUGUUGCAUUGGUAAUUCCAAAAAAUGAAGAUGAUGAAUUCGAAGUUCAUUCAGGUUGUCGAAAUGCUACUGCAGCUCAAAAAAGAGUUGCUGAUGUACUUGGUAUAUCAUCUAAUAAAAUAACAAGUCGAGUAAAAAGAGUAGGUGGAAGUUUUGGCGGAAAAAAAGCAAAAGGUCUUUAUGUUUCAGCGGCAUUAGCAGUCGGUGCUUGGACAGGACAAAGGCAUCCUUUCUUAGGCAAAUGGAAUGUUGGUUUAACUAAAGAUGGAAAAAUUUUAGUGUAUGACUUGAAGUAUUAUCUUAUUUGUGAAGGGACAUCAGAUGUGACCAUAAUUGUAGCUCUGAGUGAUUUACUUGCUGCUGAUGGUUGUUAUUAUAUUCCGAACAUACGGCUUAUUGGAAAUCCUUGCAAAACCAACGUUCAUUCAAAUACAGCAUUUAGAGGAUUUGGACAACCUCAAGCAGUAUUUAUUCUUGAAAGUAUGUUGAGUGAAUUGAGUCUGGUCAAAGAAACUAGUGAAUUUGAAAAGCGGAAAAAAGAAGUUGAAGAAUUUAAUUCUAAUAAUAAUUGGCAUAAAAGAGGUUUGGCACUUUUGCCAAUCGAAUUUGGGGUUUCUUUUCCUGUUGCUUUAAUGAAUCAUGCUGGAGCUUAA